AUGUCCGGCGACCCCGCGUCGCAUGUUCAGUCGAAUGUUGAGGCGACUGUGAAGGAUUCACGUAAAGGAUACACGGAGAGAUGCGACGUAGUACUGCUUUCGCACGGCGACCCAGCGACGUCGCGCAGCGAUGAUGCGACGCCACCCGCUUCGGCUCCGUCCGUGUGCUCCCUCGCGAAUCCCGCGCAUUCCAAAACCACACGCUUCACGCAAAUACCUCCCCCGUGCGAUGCCGCUACCGCACAUUCCUUCCCUGUGUCAACGCAAACGGGACCCUGCACCACACCACUAGCUCGUACUCUCGCACGGCGCUCUGCCACUGCAGCCGUCGCCCUCGUUCUGCUCGUCGCUCUCCUUGCCACGCGUCAGUCAUACCACUAUCCGCGCUCUCCGGUGUCGCCUAGUCUCUCGCGGAGGUCGUUAGCAGCAGCAGGGAGCGGCGCCGCGUCUGGUUCGGGCGGGAAGCUAACUCCGGGCUUCGUUGCGAAUAUCACGGCGGGAGUGAAGGCAGUGACCGCGAGGGUGUACGCGAUAAAGAAGGGCCGCGGUAAAACGAAGAUGACGGAUUCCUGCGCCAACGACUGCCUGUCUCUGAUGACCACGGCGCUGGAUCAUCUAACCCGCGUGUCCAAGGCGCUCAAGACGCACAGCAGCGCGAGUGACGUGCCGUACUGGCUGACAGCGGCGCAGGAUCAAUUGACCACGUGCCUGGACGGGUUCCGAGAGUUUUCCCCUGCCACUCUCAGCACGCCGGCUGGAAAAUCACUCCAGGCACAUGGCAGACAAGUCAAGAAGUCUCUGGACAGAGCAAUUAAAUUGUCGCUUCACUCUGCAUGA
This is a messenger RNA of Closterium sp. Yama58-4, 837 nucleotides long. The record is from the annotation of a GenBank genome assembly. NCBI's taxonomy places the organism in Eukaryota, Viridiplantae, Streptophyta, Zygnematophyceae, Desmidiales, Closteriaceae.